AUGGGCUUAUUAGAUAAUCUUAAAGCUUUUGUUCAUUCAAUUACAACAGAAGAUCAUUAUGCUUCAUAUGAUUCACCUUAUAGAAAUGACGAUAAUGAACCAAUUGGUACCAAUUCUCAUAGGUCAUCAACUAAUGACUCAGCAUUACCUUUAAACAACGAUUUAAACAAUUCUCAAUAUUCAUUAGAUAAUUCUACUGGUGCAGCAGGGUUUUAUAGACCAGGUAUGAAAUCAUCUCAACAAGAUUUACCAUUACAAAAUUUUAGUGCCAAUGGCCAACCACCAUUACCGUCUAUAGAUUCAUUAUGGGAUCGAAUCGAAUAUUGGAUAGAACAAGAAUAUCCUGAAUUGGAAGAUAAUUUGAAUGAUGGGGUUACAACUGCUGAUUUAAAUGAAUUUAUGCAAGAUUUACAAAUUGGUAGAAAUUUGCCCGAUGAUUUCCGUCAAUUUUAUAAACGUCAUGAUGGUCAAUUAAGAGGUGGUAAACCAACAGGAUUGAUUAUGGGGUUAGUUUUAUUAGAUUUAGAAGCCAUUGUUGAAGAAAAAAUCUUGUGGACCAAAGUUGCUGAAAGAUUAGAAGGUCAAUAUUAUAUGGCACAACAUAAACAAAGACAAGAUAAUAUAAUGAAAGAAGGUUCCAGUAAUAAUAAAUCUGGUCCAAUAAAUAAUUCAUUUGUUGCCAAUCAAAGAUCAAUACCUCCCAAUUCUAUUCAACCAUAUUAUUAUCACAAGGGUUGGGUCAUUUUAUUGAAAGAUAACAUUGGUAAUCAAGUGGCAAUGGACCUUUUACCUGGUCCUGCUGGUCAAGUAGGACAAAUCAUAUUAUUUGGACGUGAUUUCGACACCAAAUUAGUCAUUGCUUCAAGUUUACAAGAAUUUUUAUUUGGAUUUGUCACUGAUUUAGAACAAGGCAAUUUCCAAAUUGAUUCGAGUGAAUAUCAAGAACAAUUGGGAUUUUUAUCAAAUGAUCGUAAUGGUGACUUUAUGGUUGGUGAUGAAGAUGAAGAUCAAGGUGAAUUGAGUUUUUGGGAUAAAGAUGGACAAGAAUUUGGUAAAAAUGUGAUUAGAGGAAGAUUAAGUUAUAUUGAAGUAUUGAAAAGAAGAGCUUUGAAAAAAUAUGGGUUAUCGGAAACUUUUGAAACUUCAUUUGUGCCUCAAAGAAUACCAAAGAAACAACAACCACAACAAAAAUCAUCAGGAUCUGGGUCUGGUUCAACUACUCCUAUUAUAAGUCAAUCAAGAAACGCUUCAUCAAGUAAUUUGAAAAAGACCACCACAAAUGGGAAUGCUGCUUCUCCAGCUACUGCUGCCGGCUCCGCCAGUACUGCUACUACUGGUGCUGGCAAUACUAAAAAUAAACCACCAGUUCCAAGUCCAUUGGCUAAUUCAGAUAAUGCUUCAAGUUCAUUUUCAAUUCCUAAAGAAACUAUAUUGAACAAGAAUAAACCAGAAAAGGAGGAAAAGGAAGAUAAACAAGAAGUAUCAUCUUCAGAAAAAGCUACUGUUGAAUCAAAAGAUCCAAUUGAAACUGUAAAUGUCAGUGUGAAUACUGACAAAGAAAAGCCAGAAUCAAAAGCAGAAUCAGAAGCAGUGAAGGCAGAUGAUAAAGAAUCUGAAGAAAUCAAAGUGACCAAGAACAAUGAUACUGAAGAAAGCGAGAAGAAAGUUGAACCUGAACCUGAAUCUGAAUCUGAAGUUGUUGCCAAUGCUGAAAGUCUUGAAGAACAACAAACAGUGGAAAGUUCAGAAACUACUGAAACACUGGAAGUGGAAACCAAAGAGGAAUCUAAAAAAGACACCAAAGAAAAAUCCAAUGAUGAAACAAAAGAAGUAACUGACGGUUUGAAAGAAGUAGAAUUAUAA
This is a messenger RNA of Candida albicans SC5314, 1863 nucleotides long. RefSeq names its product Smi1p (gene SMI1). The record is from RefSeq and is a predicted model, not a curated record. The transcript has a single exon. Gene Ontology annotation, biological process: cell wall biogenesis; regulation of fungal-type cell wall biogenesis. The coding region runs from base 1 to 1863 and encodes 620 amino acids. Gene Ontology annotation, cellular component: mating projection tip. Lineage: Eukaryota; Fungi; Ascomycota; Pichiomycetes; Serinales; Debaryomycetaceae.